AUGGAUGCACCCCUUCACAAAGAACAUUAUCUGAUUAUCCCUAUUAAUAAAAAUAAGGGAGAGAGUACAACGGGACAGCAAGAUUUCCUUCACUUUGACCACUCCAAAGCAAAGCCCUACUCCUAUUCUCCUCGUCGUCCUCUGGCAAUGGCAUCCAGAAGUAGCCCUCCUGCUCAGACUCUGUCGUCUCGGGAUGAAAGCAGCGAUGAUACCGUUUAUAAAAUGAUCCAAGCUCAUCAGGAAGCGACUGCUCGGCUGCCUCCAAUUGAAGAAGUUCGGACAGUUCUGGAUCGCAGUGUCCGGGGUGUGCUCUCUACUUUUUCUCAGAAAUAUGAGGGAUAUACUUCAGGUUCCAUGGUUGACUAUGCAUGUGAUCAAGAUGGGAUUCCAAUAUUAGCUAUCAGCAGCCUGGCAGUUCAUACAAAGGAUCUAUUAGCUAAUCCUAAAUGCUCACUGCUUGUAGCAAGGGAUCCUGAGGACACGACUGAUUUAGUAAUCACCCUACACGGUGAUGCUACUGAUGUUACUGAACAAGAUAGGGAAGCUGUCCGUGCUGCGUACUUGAUAAGGCAUCCCAGUGCAUUCUGGGUUGACUCUGGAGACUUCCAAUUUAUGCGGAUUGAACCAAAAUUUGUACGCUAUGUGUCUGGUGUUGCAACUGCUCUAUUGGGAUCAGGAGAAUUUAACAAAGAGGAUUACAAAGCUGCAAAAGUUGAUCCAAUAGCUCAGUUUUCCAAUCCUGUUGCGUUGCAUAUGAAUAAAGAUCAUGCUGAAGAUACAAAGGUUAUUGUGCAACACUCAACAGCAAUUCAGGUUGAUCAUGCUUCCAUGUUGGAUUUGGAUAGUCUUGGUUUCAAUGUUAAGGCUGUUUAUCAAGGGAAUACCUUCAAGCUUCGAAUACCUUUUCCUAGACGGGCAGAGGAUAGAAAGGAUGUAAGGACUCUAGUAGUGGAAAUGUUUCAAACCGCUAAAGCCUCAAAUUAAUUAAUCCCAAAGUUGAACUGUGAAAAGGAUUAUGUAUUCUCGGAUAAUUGGCCUCGAAAAUAAACAAAGAUGAAUAUCUGGCUUUGCUACAUGAAAUCAGGAAAUUGAUUGCUUCCAGUUCAUGUUAGAAACUUGGUGACCAGUAGUAAUGGUUUGCUCAUUCUUUUCCUGGGGAAUUUGCUUCUUUACUGUAAUAGGGUGCAAGAGGGCCUUAUAUAAAAACAGAAAUGAUAUCUUGCAGAUAUAGCAUUGUUAUCAGGGGUUG
Telopea speciosissima is the source of this 1249-nucleotide messenger RNA. RefSeq lists its product as uncharacterized. NCBI's taxonomy places the organism in Eukaryota, Viridiplantae, Streptophyta, Magnoliopsida, Proteales, Proteaceae. Bases 1 to 984 code for a protein of 327 amino acids. The transcript has 14 exons. The record is from RefSeq and is a predicted model, not a curated record.